UACCGGUCGCGUCGCGAACGCGAAUAGCUAGCCAUCAUGGCGCAUACGUUGAAGUGCAACAAUUGUAAUAUUGUGGUGAACGAGCUGUUGGCGUUUGUGAUAAAUAAGUUACAUGUUAUGGACGAUGAGAGCAUGAGCAGAAUUUGUUUGGCCUUCUUUACGGCUCAAGACAUAAGGACGGCUAAGGAUUUACUGUUUUUAUCCGUCCCGGUACGAAAAAGGAAGAUAAACCGAAGACGAGAGGGGCAUCAGCGCCGUGAUAUUGACGAUAUUAUUGACCUUGCGCGAGAGACAGAUCCUGACAAGUUUCCGGUUUUUGUGGCCAAGGACUUACACAAGCUACCGCCAAUAGACUUUGACUCUGUGGACUUAACUUCGCUUCUUAAAGAUAUGGUAGUGCUUAAAAAUGAACUGCAAACCAUAAAAGCGCGGUAUGUUACGCAGGAGCAGUUUGAAAAUCUGGAAAAGACUGCUAUGGAGUGCCGUAGGAUUUCCAACGAAAGUGAUCCAUUCUAUAGAAACGUCAGUCAUUCAAAUUUAAAUGUUAACGUUAGACGUGGUGCAUAUUUAAACAGCGGACCAAUGGGUUUACACAUAUCGAGCAGUAUAGAAAAUGCCGAUGAACAUAACAAGACUGUCCUGGUAUGUUUCAAUAACAUAAGCUAUGCCGAUGACAUGGUACUGUUGAGUCCGUCGGUCGGUGGUCUGAGAUUGCUUAUUGAAAGGUGUGAGUCAUAUGCCCUAACGCAUAACCUUAAAUAUAAUGUAAGCAAGAGCGAAUAUAUGGUGUUCAAAGCGGGAAGCAAGUGCCCAUCACACGUCCCACCCAUUCGUUUGAAUGGCGUGGAACUGAAAAGGGUUUCCUCAUUUAAAUACCUUGGGCACUUGGUAACCGACGAUUUCCGUGAUGACGCCGAUAUUGAGAGGGAGCGGAGGGCCCUGGCCGUCAGGGCCAAUAUGAUAGCUCGCAGGUUCAGCCGGUGUACAGCGCAAGUUAAACUAACAUUAUUUCGAGCGUUCUGUACAUCGCUGUACACCUGCAGCCUGUGGACUCGGUACACGCAAAGGGCUUUCAACGCCAUGCGCGUACAAUAUAAUGACGCGUUCAGGGUACUGUUGCGGCUGCCUCGGUACUGCAGUGCGUCGGGCAUGUUCGCGGAUGCUCAUGUGGACGGAUUCCACGCGACACUGCGCAAGCGCUGCGCCGCGACGCUCCGCAGGGUGCGCGACAGCCGCCACAGUCUCCUGACCGUCGUGGCUGACAGAUGGGACAGUGGCCUGAUAAGACACUGGUCCUCUCUGCAUUUAUCUUUAGCACCUAAGAUAGUUGUGUAAGUUU
Molecule: messenger RNA, 1339 nt
Organism: Cydia strobilella
Lineage: Eukaryota; Metazoa; Arthropoda; Insecta; Lepidoptera; Tortricidae
Exons: 2
Coding region: 37-1335 (432 amino acids)
Source: RefSeq, a predicted model, not a curated record